UGACGCACAUGCAAACAAGCCUGCGAGCCAGGUUUGAACCCAUGGGCAAUGCAAGCCGUAUCUCGUUAUUUAAUUACCUCUUGAUUGUUGAGCUGUUUGAUGCCGAGCUACAUUUGUUGUGAUUACCCUUGACUCUUUGGCUGGAAAUCUGACCGCUAUCACACUUGUUGAAUUACCAAUAGUAGCACUUCAAUCAAAGCAGCGUCAAGGCAGACAAAGCACUUAUCCAAGCAUGUCACCAUCCUUGUGGAAGUGACAAAGUGACACAAAGUAAGUGCCUAGCAGCUUCAUUGUCCAAAUCCACGAGUCAGUGGUUGUUCAUUGUCCAUUGUCCACUGUCCAUUGUACUUAGGUACUUGCCUGGUAAUUCUCGACUGGCUGCCCCGGAACACAUAUCUUUCGUCGAUCUCAGCCGACUCCGACGAUUUGUCUCAGAUUCAUUCAUACAAACAUUCGCAAACGCAACAGCAAGCACUUAAAUCAAACCUUUGAAGGCCCUGUAGGCUAGUCAACAACCAACCGCUUACACUACUACAGUCGCCAGAAUGGUCGCCUUUUUCAACAACUUUCGCAAAUCAAAUCUGCUCAAUCUAUGUCUUCGCACACUACAACUCGUCCAAGGUCUGGUAAUCAUUGGAUUGUAUGGCGUCGAUCUGAACAGAGCGAAUCGCGAACACAAAUACUCUGAUGGCAAAUGGGUGUACGCCGUCGUCUGCGGAACCAUGUCUGCAGUCACUGCAGUCGCAUAUGGACUUGUCAGUGUCUUCAUGCAAUACUACACCGUGGCCAUCUUGUUCGCCUGGGACUGGGUUCUGGUGCUUCUUUGGGCAGCCUUAUCCGGGAUCUUUGGUAGCAUGUAUAUCGGAGAAAAGGUCGAAAUGGAAGCUGGCAUCCACCGCAUGAAGGUCGCCGUUGGUUUCGAUUUGGCCGGCUUGAUCCUCUGGUUCAUUACCGGCUCAAUGGGGCUUUGGUGGUUCUUCGCAGAGAGACGGGGUGCUGGCCGGGUCGUGAGGGGCAAAGCUUGAGCCCGCACUGGAUUGGACGGCGAAGACGAGAAGUUGAUCAGUAGCGAGAGUACUAGGAAUGCGGGCGACAGAGCGGCCGUGGUUUUAAAGGCUGGAGGGAAGCAUGGAGAUCAAGUCCAGCUGAAAUGGGAUCAUUAGAUUCCGUUUGGCAUCUAAAUGGGCCAUGUCCUUCGGCUGCUUAAAGUCCAGCUUUUCUGGCCUACAUUGUUUAAUAAGCUGAUAUUCGCAUCUGUGGCAUAUACAGGUAGUGCACGUAGUGACAAGUACGAGUAUUCGAG
This is a messenger RNA of Exophiala xenobiotica, 1303 nucleotides long. RefSeq lists its product as uncharacterized. The coding region runs from base 546 to 1025 and encodes 159 amino acids. Lineage: Eukaryota; Fungi; Ascomycota; Eurotiomycetes; Chaetothyriales; Herpotrichiellaceae. The record is from RefSeq and is a predicted model, not a curated record. The transcript has 3 exons.